UAUCUACGUCCGUCAGCCAUUUUAAGCGCACAACACACAGCGACACAAUAAUAUAUGCCAACAGCAGCAAAAUCACACAUUAUGCAUGCAUAUAUGAAUUGGAUUACACGGCACUGCUGUAUUCACUGUUUAUAACAUGAGUCUGUGUAGUCUGACAGCAAAUAGGGCUAUCUAUGACUGUGGUAAUAGGAGGGCACAAACAACCACACAAACACAAGUAAUGCAACAAAAUGGCAUGUCGCCACGUUAAACCCAAAGCGCUCAACGUGUUACAUUACCUUGAGAAGUAGUCUUCAGCGGUACAAGCGGCAAACAGGAGGAAACCAAAAGCACCACUAAAAUGUCAAGCGAAGUGACAAGACUCGAGCCGAGGCGGACAUGCUAGCCCAUUAGCUUAACAUAGCCGGUCAUUUCGGGGAGCGACGGCGUCAUCUUCUGCGCUUCAGUUAACCGGUGUGAUUUCGACAAACCCGCUCGUUCACAUGGCUGUGACAUAAACCUUCCGAGCUGUGCCGGUCCACGCUCAAAUGUGGGCUUAACCGAGAAUAUAUCAAAUUAAUGUACCUUGGAUAUGGCUAAAUAUUCAGUCAAGAUGGCUCGAAAAAUACGCCUCUUUUAGGAAAAAAAUGCCUGCAGCCAAUCAGAGUGCGUCGCUUCUCAUCGUUGUCAACGCGCACCGCAAUAUCAUUGGUUAGUUUGGCACAGGCAAUUCACCGCACUCGCUGUGUACCUUCUGCCGGGGAAUGCGGUGAGAAAAACAACUGUGUGUGACUUGCGCGCCUUUUGGCCUUCGAUAGACCCCAUUAUAAACUUUUUGAUACACGCCUGCUGUUCUCAAAGAAAUACUUUUUCUAAAAUAAAGUAAAUAAGCAAGUCAUAAAAUGUAACAACACAAUAUAUAGCUUUGGAUCUGCUUUGCAAUAAUUGUUACAAUAGAGCUCUUGGCUUAUAAAUACUAGUUUAAAAUGUUUCAUGGAGAAAUGAAUACUAUGGACUAAAAGCACUCUUGACAGCUACAAACUCAACCUUUAUAACUGAGAAUAUUAAAGACUAAAGACCAAGCGUCAUAGAAAAUGAAUUAAUGAAAAUAUAAAAAAAACUCUAACUUUUCUCCCUCCCCUCCAAUUGUUUUCAUACAGCUCCUCCCACCACCACAAUUGAUGUCAUUGGUUAUCCUCAUGAAUUUGCCCUCUUCAGAUCAUUUGUCAGCUCGCUGUCUUGAGGUCCCAGUCCAGCUGUUCCCACGAUUUGGACUCUUCUCAUGUGCAGUGCAUAAGAACAUGUACUGCAGCACAAAAAGAGUUGAGGAUUACAACAAUAUUUCAAGAGCCUUACACAAUGUCCAAAGGCUCCCAGCUGGAGGGCUUCUGCAUGGACCUGCUGUCUGAAGUAGCCAAGAAAGUGGGCUUCAAGUACAAAGUGCACCUGGUCAAAGAUGGCUCUUACGGCAGGCAGGAUGAUAACGGAAACUGGAACGGGAUGGUCGGCGAAGUCGUGAGAGGGGAGGCGGACCUCGCCAUUGCACCGCUGACGCUCACGGCGGCUCGGGAGAAGGUGGUAGGGAUGACCAAACCCUUCAUGCAGACGGGAAUAAGCAUCCUGAUGAGGAAGGACAUCUCAGAGGAAACGGGAUUCUUUGAUUUCCUCACCCCCUUUUCAGCCAAGACGUGGGCUGGCAUCGUUGUUGCUUACCUGGCAACUGCUGCUUGCCUCUCACUAGUAUCCAGAGUCAGCCCAUGUGAGUGGAGUCGUCCUCAGACCGAAGAGAACAUCUUCAGUCUUCCGUACAGUUUGUGGUACGCUGUUGGAGCGCUGACUCUGCAAGGCGCCGGUCCGCACCCCCGAGCACUCUCGGGCCGAGUUAUCUGCUGCAGCUGGUGGUUAUUCACCGUGGUCAUCCUGGCUUGUUAUUUCUCCAACCUCAGCUCGUCAAAGAGUCCCGAGUCCACUCAGCUGACGGUGAAAGGAUUCCAGGACUUGGCCAAUCAGGAUGUGAUCCAGUAUGGAUGCCUGAGUGGCUCCUCCACUUUGGCUUUCUUCAAGAAUUCUGACAACCCAGUGUACCGUAGGAUCUAUGAACACAUGGAGAGAAGUAAAAGUUAUGUUUUGACCAUGGAUGAAGGCAUCCAGCGAGCAAAUGAGGGCAACUUUGCCUUCAUAGGAGAGUCCGUCUCUCUCGACUUGGCGGUGGCGCGUCAUUGUGACCUGGUCAGAGCACAUGAAGUGGUCGGUAUGAGGGGAUACAGCAUCGCCGCAACGCUUGGUUCUCCAAUCCUCAAAAACCUGAGCGUGGCCAUCCUGCAGCUGAGCGAGGCUGGCGAGCUAGCUUAUCUUCAGAGUAAAUGGUGGGCCAGCAGCUGCAUGGUGGACAAGGCCAAGUCCACAGCUGUGCAGCCACACAGUCUCAAGGGGAUGUUUGUGGUUCUUGCGUUGGGCCUGACAUUGGGGGCGGUGCUGGCCGUCCUGGAGCUCUCCUCCAGGAGUCGUAGCAAUGCGACAGCGCAAAAGAAAGCCUUCUGCCGGGUCCUGACUGAGGAAAUGAGCUUGCGUUUCAGGAACAAGAAUGUAAACAACGCUCAAGAGCCUGCUGAUGAUAAGGAUACAGAGAAGGCAUAGAAGCAUCCUGAGAAAACUGACACACAACUUUGUUUUCUUCUGAUUUGACAGAAACGCUAACUGUAGGUUGAGCUAGUGUACCUUUAUAUUACAAAUAAACUUAUAUUCACAUUGUUAGCUAAAUAACAGGUAACAAAAAUGUUCUUAAACAAUUAACAAUUCUAACUGAGCCAACAGCAAUAUGCAUAAAACGUUGUGUAAACAGUCAGCAUGCAACAGGAUGCAAUUAUUACAAUAUGCUGAACUCAAUUAAAAGUGUUUAUCA
Doryrhamphus excisus (bluestripe pipefish) is the source of this 2881-nucleotide messenger RNA. The record is from RefSeq and is a predicted model, not a curated record. NCBI's taxonomy places the organism in Eukaryota, Metazoa, Chordata, Actinopteri, Syngnathiformes, Syngnathidae.